Cryptomeria japonica (Japanese cedar) is the source of this 858-nucleotide messenger RNA. RefSeq lists its product as uncharacterized. Gene Ontology annotation, cellular component: nucleus. Bases 1 to 858 code for a protein of 285 amino acids. Gene Ontology annotation, molecular function: DNA binding. The transcript is spliced from 2 exons. Lineage: Eukaryota; Viridiplantae; Streptophyta; Pinopsida; Cupressales; Cupressaceae. The record is from RefSeq and is a predicted model, not a curated record.
AUGGAAGGUGCCCUCCAAUAUGUUGAGGACAACGACAUGUCCAUACGGGGUGCAUCAAGGAAGUGGGGCGUCCCAGCUGCAACACUACCAAAAUGGUUGAGUUGUUUGACCACCAUGCCCAAGAAAGGUCCACCAACCAUCCUCACAUAUCAAGAAGAAGAGGAGAUUGUGCAAUGGUGCCAAGAGAUGGCUGGUUGUGGUCAUGGCCUUGAAAUCAUAAACUUGAAGGCAGUUACGGCUGAAGGCCUCGAUAAAGACCAAGCACUGUGUCUUAGACUAGCAAUUGUUUCUACUUUUUACGAGACAUUGUCAAAAGCAUAUGCUGCUAAUCCAUAUGGUCCUGCCCGCAUUUGGAAUUGUGCUGAAACGAGAGUUAUGGCCGAUAGAAAUGAGGCAAUGAGGGUGCCUGCAAGGAAAGGAAGUUGGAACGUGUCUUAUAUACUUUCGAAGAGUCAUGAGUGGAUCACAAUUGUUUGUUGCGUUAAUGCUUCCAGACAAAGCAUUCCAGGGUUCUACAUGAUCAAAGGCAAGAGGUUGUUACAUAAUUACAUAGCUGAAUGUGAACCUGGUGCUUGCAUGGCAGUGCAACAACAUGCAUGGAUGACCAAGGAACUAUUCAUGAAUUGGUUGCACCACUUCAAGCGCUCCGUCCUUGGGGGUGUAUCACCAACGAACAGGUGCUUGUUUAUAUUUGACGACCACGACAGUCAUGUUGCAUUGCCAACCAUCCAAGAGGCAAGAAUGUUGGGCAUAGACUUGUUGACAUUGCCAGCUCACACAUCUCACAAAUUGCAGCCACUCAAUGUGAGUGUAUUCUCUCCAUUCAAAACAUCAAAUCGGAAAGAGACGCAUGGAUAG